Messenger RNA from Pogoniulus pusillus (Red-fronted tinkerbird), 2212 nucleotides. It is a transcript of the gene CCDC183, whose product is annotated as coiled-coil domain containing 183. The coding region runs from base 1 to 1833 and encodes 610 amino acids. The transcript is spliced from 14 exons. NCBI's taxonomy places the organism in Eukaryota, Metazoa, Chordata, Aves, Piciformes, Lybiidae. The record is from RefSeq and is a predicted model, not a curated record.
AUGCAGGGACAGAAGGAGAACCUCAGCCAGCGCGUCCAGGAGCUGUGUGCCAUCAUGGCCUUGCAAGAGCAAGGCAGGAAAUUUUUCACACGAUGGUGUGAGGAAAAACUCAGUCAGAACAGAGAGCUGCUCCCUGGCCUGCGGGAGGUGAUGCAGGAGGACAUGCAAGCCCUGGACAUUGUCCAGAAGUUGGAGAGAGCCCUCUCCUGCCCACAACGCAAGAAGCUCGCCGUCGCUGAGGUCUGUGCAGCACGGGAGCACUCGGACAUGGCUUUCACCAGCAGGACAGCAGAGGUAGUGACAGGCAGCAUCUGGAGGGCACAGGCUGCCCGCAGAGUCCUGGUGUUCCUGCUGAACUUGUCCAUGCAGGCAGCCCAGGAGGAGCUUCAGGCUGAGCUCCAUGACCAGGUGAAGAUGUGCGACCUGCUGCUGUCCCAGGUGAGGCAGCGGAGCCAGGUGCGGGAUGCGCUGCAGAGGUGGCUGCAGCAGCUGCAGGGCGCUGAGCUGGAUGACAACCAGCACCAGGUGCAGGUGAUUCGCCAGGUGGAGAAUGACAUUGAGAAGAUGCUGGUGAAAGGCAGGGCUGGGGAGAAGGUGACCACCCUCUACCUGGGGGUGUGGGACGUCCUCAGAAAGGAGCUGGCCCACCUGCCUAGCCACCUGGACCUCCUGUGUGGGAUGGCCAAGCUGUACCAUGGGGAGCUGGAAUUCAUGGAGUUAAUGGCCUUUGACACCCUCAGAACCACUCAUAUAACCAAGGAGGACAUGGCCAAGGUGCAAGCUCAGUUCCUCAAGGAGAGAGAGCUCAGGUUCCACUCCCUGGCCUCUGAGAAGGUUCCCAUUGACAGAGCCUGGCUGAAGGAAGCAAGGGAAAGGAUGGCGGUGAGUGGGGGCAUGGCACGGGCAGGGCUGAGGGGCAGGGGGCAGUGCCAAGCCUCCCAUGGAGAUGCUGACACAAAAGCCACCAGGAUGCAGACGGAGUACGAGGCCUGGGUGACACAGGAGGUGGAGAGGGCCAAGGCUGUGGUGCAGUGCUCCUGCCUCUGGGACAUCCCCAGCAGGCUCCUGGCACAGCAGAAGUCCUCGGUGGACCUGGAGCAGUUCAUCAAGGGGUGCAAGGAGAAGAAGCAGGAGCUGAAGGAGACACUGAAGGAGCUGGAGCUGAAGCUGGCAGAGCUGAAGUUUGGCCAGCCCCCCAACACAACCAGUUGCAGGAAGCUGGAAGAGGAGGUGAGGAUGAACCUGCAGAGGGAAGAGGCUCGUCUGGAGCAGUUGCAAGCCCAGAUGCUGAUGAACCAGGAGCUCCUGCUCGAGUAUGAAAAUGGCAUCAACUACCUCACCGCCCGCCUGCGUGGCAUCGCCGUGCCCAACCAGGAUGAUUCAGCCAAGGCCGUGGCGGUGGAGGAGAAGCUGCAGCACUGCCAGCAGAAGCUGCAGUACCUGCUGCAGAGGGUGGCAGACCUACCCCCCCACACUCACAGCCCUGAGGAGGACAAUGAGACAUUUGCAAAGGUCAGGAAUCUGUUGGAGAAAACAACCACAAACGAUCCACGGAAUCUGAAGAUCUCCUUGAAGGAGGCAGUCAGCAGCAUCCAGGGGUUUGCCACAAGGUCUGUGGGAUGCCACUGGCCCUCCAAGCUGUGCUUUCUCUUCAUGGGCACAAGGGCACCACAGAGGUGGUUCCACAGACCCUGCCAAGCUUGCUCCUCUCCACUCUCUUCUCCAGACUUUACUUUUGCUGACAAAGGCCAUGGCCUUGUCCCCACCCGGGAAUACAUCAAGAAGCAGGGGCUGCAACUGAUUGAGAGGAAGAAGAAGAGUGCCAAGAAGUAGCAGUUGCUCCAGGAGGACUUUGGGCCACCUUGGACCAGCCAUUGUACCUUUUUUUUCCCAGCAGGUUUAAUAGAUCAGAUCUUGUUCCUUCCUCCUAAGCCUCUGUUAAAGCUGGAAUGGGAGGUUCUAGGUCACUGCUGUCAAGCAGAAGGUGCUGAGGUGGGUUUGGAGGCAGCUCCAUCUCCCUGCCCCUCAGCCAGCUGCUCUCCCUGCCCAGGUGGUGCUGGGCUGGCUGGGGUCAGCUUUCCCAGCCAGGGCAAAACUGAAGGCAGGGUGAUUUUCUCAUCCUUGUUCCUGUGGGACCAACACCUUCCUGGGACCUCUGCCCCUCCAGGCCAUUCUGGGACUCCCAUGGCAUCUGUCUGAGGCAGCAGUGGGG